AAGAAGACGUCAGCGGAAGUGGAAGUGGAUAGACAGUCUGUACCGAUUGCUAGCUUACUACUAUCCAUCACCAACAACAGCCUUAACCAUAGCGUAAUAUUUUUUUAAGAAUUGAGGUUAAAUUUGUAUCGUUCGCGCAUGGUAGAUACUUCAGCGGCAACACAAGUCCGCGGAUUAUAUAAAUUUGCUAUUUUAUGCUGUUUUGUGAAAAAGUUACGUUCCUUAGCAAUGGUAACGUUAGCAAUAGCUUUUAAGCUAGCUGGAAGCGGAAUCCUUGGAUAGUAACGGCGCCGCAUCACUCUUCCUGUCCGGUCCUGUGAAUGAACGAAUCGUAUUCACCUUUAAUUAAUACGUUGUGGCACUCGUUAACUAAACGCGUAGUAAGCCAUGGCUACUGGUGCAGAUGUCAGGGACAUUCUGGAGCUGGGUGGAGGGGAAAACGAUGGUCCCAUCAGUAAGAAAGACCUCAUCAAUUCAGACAAGAAAAAAAACAAGAAGUCCACAGAAACGCUGACCUUCAAGAGACCAGAGGGAAUGCACAGAGAGGUCUAUGCUCUGCUCUAUUCAGAUAAGAAAGACGCACCCCCUCUCCUGCCAAGUGACACGACUCAGGGCUACCGAACGGUUAAAGCAAAACUUGGCUGUAAAAAAGUACGUCCUUGGAAGUGGAUGCCCUUUACGAAUCCAGCUCGCAGAGAUGGCGCUAUAUUCCACCAUUGGAGACGUGUGGCAGAGGAGGGCAAAGACUACCCUUUUGCCCGCUUCAACAAAACCGUGCAGGUACCCGUGUACUCGGAGCAGGAGUAUCAAGUUCACCUUCAUGACGAUGGCUGGACUAAAGCUGAAACAGACCACUUAUUUGACUUGUGCAAACGCUUUGACCUGCGGUUUAUUGUUGUUCAUGAUCGUUAUGACCAUCAACAAUACAGAAAACGUUCUGUGGAAGACCUGAAAGAAAGGUAUUACAGUAUAUGUGGUAAACUGACAAAAGUUCGUGCAGCUACAGGGACAGAGCCCAAGAUUUACAUCUUUGAUGCUGGUCAUGAAAGACGGCGCAAAGAGCAACUAGAGAAACUCUUUAAUCGAACACCUGAGCAAGUGGCAGAAGAGGAAUAUCUUAUUCAGGAGUUAAGAAAGAUAGAGAACAGAAAAAAAGAGCGGGAGAAGAAGGCCCAGGAUCUUCAGAAACUCAUUAAGGCAGCUGAUACAACCACAGAGCUACGACGAGCUGAAAAGAGAGUUUCCAAGAAAAAGCUCCCACAAAAAAGAGAAACAGAAAAACCGGCUGUUCCAGAGACUGCAGGCAUCAAAUUCCCUGACUUCAAAUCAGCGGGAGUCACACUGCGCAGUCAGAGGAUGAAACUUCCAAGCUCAGUAGGCCAGAAGAAGAUCAAGGCUAUUGAGCAGAUCCUGAUAGAGCAAGGAGUGGACCUUAACCCAAUGCCCACUGAAGAGAUUGUACAGAUGUUCAAUGAGCUGCGUAGUGACCUGGUGCUGCUGUAUGAGCUUAAGCAAGCCCACAGCAAUUGUGAAUACGAGCAACAGAUGUUACGUCACCGCUACGAGGCACUACUGAAGGCUGGCACUGGAGGUGGGUGUGGAGGAACUAUAGGGACCGGACUCACUGCUGCAUCACUGGGUGGUGAACUCAACGCCACCAACAGCAUUACACUGUCAACCCCAGGGGGUGAAGCUCUGUCUUGGCCCAACACAGAUGACAUCAAGGUGGAAGCCAAGGAACAGAUCAUUGAUGUUGUAGGAGCACCCCUUACCCCUAACUCACGCAAACGGAGAGAGUCAGCAUCGAGCUCCUCUUCGGUGAAAAAGGUAAAGAAGCCUUGAUGAGGACAAGAAGAAGCUGAUAUAUAGUGUAGAGGCAAAAAUCAAUAAAAGCGCCAAAGUUGUC
Molecule: messenger RNA, 1906 nt
Organism: Betta splendens (Siamese fighting fish)
Lineage: Eukaryota; Metazoa; Chordata; Actinopteri; Anabantiformes; Osphronemidae
Product: DNA methyltransferase 1-associated protein 1-like
Exons: 10
Coding region: 388-1842 (484 amino acids)
Biological process (GO): negative regulation of transcription by RNA polymerase II; chromatin remodeling; DNA repair
Cellular component (GO): nucleus; Swr1 complex; NuA4 histone acetyltransferase complex
Molecular function (GO): transcription corepressor activity
Source: RefSeq, a predicted model, not a curated record